GUAUAGUGGAUAAUUUUAUUAAAGAAAGGUUUUUAACAUCAGGAGCCUGUGGGUGAAACUUAAAGGUACAAGAUGUUUUGUUACCAGGUACAGGUACAUUUUUUUGCUCCAGACCUGUGUUACAUGUAUGUGCAUACCUGUAUAUCAUAGACAUACAUUGUAUGUAUAUUGUUAACGGCCUAUCAUUAAGGAUGAACAGGAAAGUAUUCAGAUGACAUUUCAAGUGUCAUUUAAAAUCUGCCUCAUGAAGUGUUAUCUUUUAAACCACUUGGACUGUAACUUUUUACCCCAUUACUUUUUUUUCACGUGGUGUGCUUUACAUGGAUUUUGAGUUAAGAGGAUCAGACUAGUUGGUAAAUGCCCACAGAAAUCGUUAAAAAUGGCUGGCUGCUGUAAUUCCAUUGCAAGAUGUCUGUUGAUAUUGUUCAACAUCCUUUUUUGGCUUUCUGGUGCUGCACUCCUUGGUUUAGGGAUUUGGUUCAAAGUGGACAAGAACAUUAACUCCUACCUGGACGUGAUUGAGGUUGACACGGAGGACCCGUAUUUCGACUAUGCAGUCUAUGUCCUCAUUGCAUUUGGAGCCUUUGUGUUCCUCGUAGGAUUCUGUGGCUGUUGCGGGGCAGUCCGGGAGAGCAAGUGUCUUCUGGGAUUUUACAUCUUUUUCCUGAUGAUCAUCAUUGGAGGAGAGAUUGCAGCUGCUGUCUUUGGAUUUCUGUACAAGGAUAAGGUGGAAACAAAAGUGAAUGAUCUUCUAAUGGAGACCAUGGAAAAAUACAAGACAAGCAAGAACGUGAGGAACGCUUGGGACUUUGUGCAGAUUGAGUUGGAUUGCUGUGGAUCAGAUUCUUAUGAAACAUGGAAAAACCUGAGCAUCAGAUACAAUGCUCAACCUGUCGACUUUCCAUCUACUUGCUGUGUUUUGACUGACAAAACAAAAGCUAUUGAUGAUCUGGAUUCAGCCAUGCCAAAGGAUGCCACAUUAUGCUUUAAUGCAACUGAAGGCUACUAUCAUUCAAAGGGAUGUAAGGAUGGAUUGAAAGAUUUAAUCAUGGAAUACAACUGGAUUAUAUUUGGAGUAGCAAUUGGAAUUGCAUUUCUAGAGGUCAUAGGAAUCGUUUUCGCCUUCUGCGUUUGUCGAGAAAUCAACAAGGAUGACUAGAGCAGGUGCCGGGGACAUGUGAAGUUUUCAUCCAACCAUUGUCAUUGUUUUGUGUGUUUACCAGGAUAUUUUCACACCAGCUUUAAAACAGAAACUUGUAAUACUUGUUCAGCGUGUAUAAUGAAGGGGGCAUUGUGACAGCUAUCAAUGCUUGUUAUACGACCGCUUUCGAAGCAUCUGUUUUUGUUCGUGAUUAUGGGGAAAAUGAAAAAAAAAACCAUUCCAAGGUUGGCAUUUGCUUCAUUCUGCCCUAAAAUAAUGAGUAUUUACAUUCACCAAUCACUUAUCGGUAGUAUAUUUUGUUGUAUAUGUGACAAUAUCAUUUACAUUUUAACUGAAAAGUACAUACAUCUUUGCUUAGAUUAUACUUGAGCAAACAAAAUGAAGGAAAAAAAUCUUGGAUUGGUUUGUGAACUGCUCGGACUGAGUUCUAAGAUAUUUGUUACUUGUAUUACCAGGUUCUUGUAUGUUGUACUGAUAUUUCAGCUUUAUUGGCAGAUAUCAUUUCACUGCAUUUACAUGUAUAUGCAGCCAUUUCAUUGGUUAUUGCUAGGACAAACAUUUAGAAAUUCUAAUUUAAAUAGAUUCUUUCAAUGCAGUUGCCCGAUUAAAUUGUAGUGCCUUUAGAAGAAAAUCAUCAUCAUUUUGCAUUGUCUGCAAUUUGUUUUGAAAAUCCAUGUUUAAUCAUUGUAGAGAUCAAUUUUUAUUGAUUUCUGAAUGCAGUGUAUUUGUAACAAUUUUUUGAAAAUUUGACCAAAUGUUAAAAAGCACAAUUCAAUUCGUGAACAAGCUUUUUUUUCUUAAAAUUACAUGAUUUAGAUAGGAAGCAGUAGCUUGCUUAUACUUUCUUUAUAUUAGGAGUAUAGAUGGGAGGUAUAUUAUUUUUGUUUUAUCAUUCAUAUAUAUAUGUACCGUUUAUAUGCAAAAUUAAUGUUACUAUGUAAUUUAAUUUUUCUGUUCAGCCGCAAUUUUGUUGAAUUUUUUUUAUCAUAAGAAUUAUCUUGAAAUUUGGUUGUUAUUUAAAUACUUUUUGAAAAGAAUAAGAGUUGAGUUUUCAAGUUGGAAUCUUUUUCCUUCAAUAACUAUCAUAUAUAAUAUUAUAUAUUUUACAAAGUAUAUACUAUAUUGUUCAGUGUAUUUAUAUUUGAACUUGAAUGUAUUUCAAAUAUUUUCAUGGCUUUUUAUAUCUUCUAGAAUAUAUUUUUUACCUGAGUAAAUUAUAAAUAAAUUAUUGUCUAUAGUAAGUAUACAUAUUUUUACCAUUGAAUGUUUUGUUAUUAAGCUUUAAUGUUCCAUUUACCUUAUCACAUAGUAUUAUUUCUUUGGGAUUUUUUUCUUGCAAAGCUUUUGAUAAAAUUUUGAAGAUCUUUUCCAUCAACUGUUGUACAUUUAUGAAAAUAUGUAAAUGUUUUCCAUCAACUGUUGUAUAUUUAUAAAAGUUUGUAGAAUUUUUCGAUUAACUGUUGGACAUUUAUCUUGAGAUAUUUAUUCAAUGUUUACCUUAUCAGAGUCGCACACAUUUAUUAAGACCUAAGUGAUGCAUAUAGACUUAGAUUUCUUUGAUUAACAUGCUUUCUCUAUGUUGGAAUUUGUUGUUAUUAACAGAUUUUGAAUUCUUUACACCGUAUUGUGGUUAAAUAAGGAUAAAGCAUUUUUGGCAGCAACAGAAAUGCAUGUCAAUAAGCAUAAACAUGGUUAUCAGAAUGCAACAUUUUCAACAUCAAAAUAGCAAAAAAAAAUUGCUUUUCAUUGGGUGAGGAAUGUUACAAAUAGAAUAACUGUGGUUCUAAUUAUCAUUCCAUAAAAAUAAUUUAGUUUUUCAACAACAAAAAAUAGUGUAGCUGUGCUGUGGACCUACCUCUUGGUUAGGGGAACCCCCUGGGAUACCCCGACCUAGCUUAUACUUAGUCACUUAAACAUGUUCAUGUUGUACCUAUAUUUUUGUACACUGAUAGUCAAAGCCACAUGUAUUAUGCAAAUGGGACAAGUCAGGUAUUUAACCCCCAUCAGGUGUCAUUGAAGAACCGCAAGGGUCAGAGACACAAAUUACUUGUACUUAUUGGUAGUUUUAACCAAGUAAGUACGGAGUUUUUAACUGGGUAAUUUCAUAGUGUACAUGUAUUACUGUAAAAGUGGUUAUUUACACUGGUGGUGAAGUACGUGUUUUCAAUACUGUAGAUUCCUAAUUAAAUGUGAGGAAUUAAUAUCUGCGUAAACUUGCAAGAAGCACACCUUUAAUUUAAAAUUUCGCUUUUAUUAUUGGUCAUAUGUAAACUAAAUGAAACUAGGCUAAAAAUUUGGUGUUCAGUAUUUUAUAUUCUGACAUGAUUUGAUGCAAACCAGUUGAUUCGCGGAAUUAAGUACUCAAGUAAAUUAAGGUAUCUACAGUAGUCAAACAAUCUGCGUGGGUAUUUGAUACGCGGAUGCUUGAUUUACCUCACAAAAGUUUAGAUUUUUUACCAUAUAUGUGCGUGUAUUUCCGCGGUUUAAAGCGUUAUGUGUAACAAGUGUAAUCUUCCUCCACACAUAUAUGAAAAUAACCACUUUUACAGUAUGUUUUUUGGAUGGUGGUAAAUUUGUAUGAUAUUGAGAAUUGUUAUUAGACAAGGGCUACAAACUGGAAGAUAUACUACUUGUUACCAAAGAAGUGGACAACAAUUUGUGAUAAAACAUUAGGUCAAGAUCUUAGGUUACACGCUUUUAUCAUCAAAGCUUAGAUUUCUUGAUGUAAAAUCCUCCAUGACAUAACUUGUAUUAAAGCUAGCUGUACUUUCUAUCCUGUUUGCUACAAGUAUUUUAAAACCAGCUUUUAAAUGCUACGGUAAUUUUGAAAGUCCCGUUAAGAGAUACCGUUAUUAGUAAUCAAAAUAUUAUGGAAUAUGGUUUAAUGAAAGAAGUAUUAUUCAAACAAACAAGAUAAACUGGGACUAAAGAGACCUAUUGUUGAAUUAUUGAUAUUGAACGAAUACAAUUUCCUUUUGAUAUUACUUAUAUAUAGCAGUUAUAUUAUAAAAUAUUUUUAUUGCAGUUUUCAUCUCUAGAGAUAUCAAUGGUUUAUUGUUAUUGUGUAUUGUUUAUUUUUUUAUAUACAUCUAGUUAAAUAUUUAGUAAGAUAAGGGCUGUAAUUAGUGCAUAAUAUCAUAGAAUGUGGUUCAUUAAUUUUUGACAACAAGACUCUUAUUUCAUUGUUGUGUAUUCUGGUUUUCAGUAAUAAAAAGGAGUACUUUUCGUUGAUAAA
Molecule: messenger RNA, 4397 nt
Organism: Magallana angulata
Lineage: Eukaryota; Metazoa; Mollusca; Bivalvia; Ostreida; Ostreidae
Product: CD82 antigen-like
Exons: 9
Coding region: 380-1159 (259 amino acids)
Cellular component (GO): membrane
Source: RefSeq, a predicted model, not a curated record